Molecule: messenger RNA, 662 nt
Organism: Racocetra persica
Lineage: Eukaryota; Fungi; Glomeromycota; Glomeromycetes; Diversisporales; Gigasporaceae
Source: the annotation of a GenBank genome assembly
CCUAUAAAGGAGCAGGGCUUAAAUUUGGAAUAUUUCCUAAAAUUGCAUCUCAUACUGGUGUUUUAUGGAAAUCUUUAGGAAAAAAUCAGGAAAGUUUUGAAUCAUUAAUAACUCAACUACGGGAAUACAAAUUGCAAAGAGAUUCUAAUGGACUACCGAAUGCAUAUUCUAUGCCUUACUCAUUUAAUCAAGAUACUCCAUUAAGUUGGUGGACAACUUGUGAAGUAAAUCCAAAUCAAUUACAAUAUCUUGCUUUGCGACUUUUUUCUAUUACACCAAGUAGUGCAGCUUGUGAACUUUAUUGCUUUAAUCUUUCUCAGAUUGGAUUAGAAUCUAAACAUACAAAAAACAAAGAAUUAACAAUAAAUGAUAUAUAUGCAUUAGUUAAUUCUUUGUUUGAUAAUAUUGAAGAGAAGGAUAAUGAUUCACAAGAUGUUGAAAUUGAUCAAGCAACUAUUUUGGAUUCUAUUUAUCCUACUACUACAACUGAAAAUUUAAAAUUAGAAAUCAGUACAUUUGUUGAUUUUAAUUCACAAAUCUUUGAAUCAUUUAAUAGCAAUAAAAAUAAUUUUAUUGCAGAUGAGAAUUCUGAAGACAAUGAUACAAGAAAUUUUGAUGAUUACGAUCCGGAAACUAUUGUUCAAAAUAUGGGACUUGAUGAG